GGAUAGCCGGCGACGGCGACGGCGGCAUCCGCACAGCAGCCCCGCGGCCUGCGUCGGCCCCGCAGCGGCGACGGGGAGGAGGGCGGCGUUUUCUGCGCAGCGCCGUAGCCGUCGCUCCGCCACCGGCGAGCGUCAGGCAGGGAGGAGGCCCCGACCCAGCCCUUCCCGUGGCCCCCGCGCCCGAGGAUGGCAGAGCUGCCCGCACGAGUGGCUGCCGGCGGUGUCCCUCCUCUUUUUCUUUCCGGCAGCGGCGGCAGCGGCGGAUCACUGCUGUGUGGGAGGAGGGCGGCGGGGAUGGACUUGAUCUCUCAGGUCUCCUGUUAAGGCGGCAGCAGAGCGCGCCCCAUCGUCCAGACAGCACUCGCCAGGGCCGAGCCGCGCUGUGCCGGGCUGCUUUAUUUUCCAGGGGGAUCUGCUGUUCCUCACCCUUUCGCCCCCCUUCCCUCCUGCUCGCACACAGGCACAGGGACACGCACGCACCCUCCUCCUUUGCCCUUUCAUCCUUCCCCCCACGCCCCGCCGCCCUCCCGCGCCGUCUCCUGCCGCGGCAGAUGCACUGGGGGUCACCGCGCAGCUGGGACUAUGGUGAAAUUUCCAGCGCUCACUAACUACUGGCCCCUGAUCCGGUUCCUGGUCCCUCUCGGCAUCACCAACAUCGCCAUCGACUUCGGCGAGCAGGCCUUGAACAGGGGCAUCGCUGCUGUCAAGGAGGAUGCUGUGGAAAUGCUGGCUAGCUACGGGCUGGCAUACUCCCUGAUGAAGUUCUUCACAGGUCCCAUGAGUGACUUCAAAAACGUGGGUCUGGUGUUUGUGAACAGCAAGCGAGACAGGACCAAAGCAGUUUUGUGCAUGGUGGUAGCUGGUGCUGUAGCUGCUGUAUUUCAUACCUUAAUAGCAUACAGCGAUUUGGGGUACUACAUUAUCAAUAAGCUGCACCACGUGGAUGAGUCGGUGGGAAGCAAAACUCGGAGGGCCUUCCUUUAUCUCGCUGCCUUCCCUUUUAUGGAUGCCAUGGCAUGGACCCAUGCUGGGAUUUUGCUAAAACACAAGUACAGUUUCCUUGUGGGAUGUGCCUCCAUCUCAGAUGUCAUAGCUCAGGUUGUUUUUGUAGCCAUUUUGCUUCACAGUCACUUGGAGUGCAGGGAGCCGCUCUUGAUCCCCAUCCUGUCCUUAUACAUGGGAGCGCUUGUCCGGUGUACCACACUGUGCCUCGGGUACUACAGGAACAUCCAUGAUGCCAUUCCUGAUAGGAGUGGGCCUGAAAUGGGGGGAGAGGCUACGAUAAGGAAGAUGCUGAGUUUCUGGUGGCCUUUGGCGCUGAUUUUGGCAACUCAGAGAAUAAGCAGGCCCAUUGUCAACCUUUUUGUCUCCAGGGACCUAGGUGGCAGUUCUGCAGCCACAGAGGCAGUGGCCAUUCUGACAGCUACUUACCCUGUGGGACACAUGCCCUAUGGCUGGCUGACAGAAAUCAGAGCAGUCUACCCUGCUUUUGACAAGAAUAACCCCAGCAAUAAACUGGUGAACACCAACAGCACUGUCACAGCAACGCAUAUCAAGAAGUUCACUUUUGUUUGCAUGGCUUUGUCUUUAACGCUCUGCUUCGUGAUGUUUUGGACGCCCAAUGUGUCAGAGAAGAUUUUAGUUGACAUAAUUGGAGUAGACUUUGCUUUUGCAGAGCUGUGUGUUGUCCCAUUGCGCAUCUUCUCCUUCUUUCCACUUCCAGUGACUGUCAGAGCGCACCUGACUGGUUGGCUGAUGACUCUGAAGAAGACAUUUGUGUUGGCACCCAGCUCGGUGCUGCGGAUUAUUGUCCUCAUCACUAGCCUCAUCGUGCUGCCUUACUUGGGAGUUCAUGGAGCCACUCUCGGCGUGGGAUCCCUGCUGGCUGGUUUUGUGGGAGAGUCCACCAUGGUUGCGAUAGCAGCCUGCUACGUCUAUCGGAAACAGAAAAAGAAGCGCAGCGAGGGCGACAGAGCAGCGGAAGGCGAAGACUCGGCCAUGACGGACAUGCCUCACACGGAGGAGCUGACAGACAUCGUGGAGAUGCGGGAAGAGAACGAGCAGUGAAGGAGGUGGUGCAGCCGUGGCCCGCAGGGACGGCUGGAGCGGCUCUGCGGCGUCGCUCGUCUCUCGCGCCCUUCUUGGUUGUUGGGUUUUAUUUUUGUAAUAAAGAGGCCUUGAUUUCAAAGGUUUCAGGUAAAUUCUCUAGCAUACUGAGUAUGCUCUCACUGCUGAGGGACCUAGAAAGAGGUCUUUGCUUUGCUGCUUUUUUUUGUUCCCCUUUCUUUCCAAUGGAAUCUGUUUUCUCACUCCUCGCAAACAUAAAGGAUACAAUUGCAUCACUGUAGAGUCUUCCUUCCUUACGCAUAUCCACCUCCUCUGGACAAUCUGUGUCUGCCAGCCGUGGGCUGCCGCUGGCUCAGUGCUGCUGCCAUAGUUCUACCCCUCCCCUCUGUCCUUUUCCUUCCUUUUCUUUAGGAGAAAUGUAAAGGAAAAGACGUUUGGAAUACAGAGCUUUAUUUUACUUGCUUGAGAAACGACUUUGCUGCAUAAACUAAUAGAACUUUUCGUUCGGCCUCGUCACAAGAGCUUAUACUGCACAGGGUACAAGACGAGGAGGAGCAUGUAAGCCUUCACAUACAGCGUGGAGAGAAAGCAGGCUCCCCUCUACUGUUAAUCGUGUGUGGAUGUGUAUAUAUACACACACAGGUACAUAAACAGAGACUUAUAUAUUUAUAUAUACAUAUAUGCAUACAAUAAAUAAACCACGCCCAGGACAAGAACUCUGGCUUUCAUUCCAACAGAAAGAAGUAAUCUUUUUAAGGAAGCAACCCCAUUAAUUCAGACUUUGCUUGAAUCAUCCAGCCCCACCUUACACAUCGUUUUCGUUGGGGGGAAAAAAGAACAACCCAUGCACUUUCCUCUUGUGAAGAGGGUGAUUGAGAGGCUUUGACUGGAUUUGAAUUAAAAGAUGUGUGUCUCAACAA
Molecule: messenger RNA, 2987 nt
Organism: Pogoniulus pusillus (Red-fronted tinkerbird)
Lineage: Eukaryota; Metazoa; Chordata; Aves; Piciformes; Lybiidae
Gene: ANKH
Product: ANKH inorganic pyrophosphate transport regulator
Exons: 12
Coding region: 583-2067 (494 amino acids)
Biological process (GO): phosphate ion transmembrane transport
Cellular component (GO): plasma membrane
Molecular function (GO): phosphate transmembrane transporter activity
Source: RefSeq, a predicted model, not a curated record